AUGGUGAUAUCUCUCCUCACGACUCUGUCCUGGGGCUUCAUGAUGUACGUCGUUGCGUCGUGCAUCAGUCAGCUGAAGUGGAAUUAUUUCACGGGACGCCACAGAUUGUUUGACUUUGAGGUCUUCGACCAGGCAAGCAGAGGGCCGAUGGGCGCCGCCAACUUCCUGGCUAGGAUACCGCCAAGUAUCGCAUCUCUUGGGUCUCUCCUUACAAUCACUGCGCUGGCGAUCUCACCGUUCAGCCAGCGGGUGGCGAAAUAUAGGACGGAGGAUGUGUUCAAGGACGAUCGAGGAGCUUCCUUUGGCGUCGCUCUCGAGUACACGGGGACCGUCAACAAUGGUGGGGACGCCCCGUUGUCAUCGUCCAUCGACUGGAAGUUGCAGGGCGGAAGGGCAUUUACAAUCUGGAUCUGA
Monascus purpureus is the source of this 414-nucleotide messenger RNA. The record is from the annotation of a GenBank genome assembly. NCBI's taxonomy places the organism in Eukaryota, Fungi, Ascomycota, Eurotiomycetes, Eurotiales, Aspergillaceae.